This is a messenger RNA of Ipomoea nil (Japanese morning glory), 721 nucleotides long. RefSeq lists its product as uncharacterized. Bases 27 to 575 code for a protein of 182 amino acids. The record is from RefSeq and is a predicted model, not a curated record. The transcript is spliced from 3 exons. Lineage: Eukaryota; Viridiplantae; Streptophyta; Magnoliopsida; Solanales; Convolvulaceae.
CACAGUGCACAGUGCACAGUGCACAGAUGAAUAGCGGAAGCUCCAGCAAUGGCGAGGGAAGAAAAAGGCCCAUUGCAGAAGCCAACCGGACGCCGACCACCACAAAUUGCACCAUUGUCGCCGUUGAUCAUACUAACAUCUACUAUAGAGUCUGCGCGGGAUGUGAAAGGCCCCUCCCUGACCCUAACCCCAACACUCCCUCACCCCUUUGUACAUACUGCCAUUCUACCAAUGCCCUCAACCCACCAUCCUCGGCUUCCAAGCUCCUCUUCCGCGUCCUUGUGUCUAUAGCUACGGAUACAAAGGUAUUUGUGGUGAUAUUGUUUGACAGAGCGGCUAGGGUUUUGUUUGGCUGCUCUGCUGAUGAGUUCUUUGAAUUUGCCAAGACUCGUCCUUUUGCCGCCGGAUGUGCAGGUAAAGCUCUGGAGGGAGAGAUGCUGAGGGUGACUUUAUCACAGCCCAAAAAUGGGAAUGCACGUCAUCUUAGAGUGGUUUCAGUAGUUCCCUUGAGGUCUGGUUUUCAGCCGAUAAUUAAAACAUUGAGGGAGCUGUAUCAGAUAAGAGGUGGCUUAUAAUUAUUUAUCUUCUUCAUGGUGCUGCAUAACUAGUGUCUUCACGGCUUGGCUCUUUUAUUUCCAUAAACUUCCUUACAUGUUGUGUAAAUCCAAUGUUUGUAUACAAGUUUCUUGAAAUGAAAUUUUGGAAAAUACUUUCAAAUAAA